GCCCCCCUCUGUACCGGCCUCACUCCCAGAUUCACCGUCACAGAGCGACUUGUCCAGCAUUAUUUUGCCGAAAAAACAGCCUAAACAAAUAAUGAUGGCGCUAUCCGAGCGGCCGACCCGAAAGGCCAAAAGGACUGACGUGGACUAUGCCGUUUUAUCCUCGGGUCAACAAAUCCCCGAUUAUUCGGACGAGAACGACGACUCGGACGAUGAGAGCUACGGCAGCAACUACAAGAAGAAGCGGCGCAAACAAGGCGCCGAGUGCUUUAUCUGCCACCGGCCGCCCAGAACCUACAAAAAGACCAUGCUACAAUGUGACAGCUGUUCCAGGAUGUAGGGCAUCAACUCUUAUGUUGCAACCAAAAAAAACUUGUAGGAAAACGCACUAAACACAAUUAUUAUAAUGUGCUUUCAUCUAUUGGAUAACAGGUACCACCAGGCUUGUGGCAAGCCCUUCCAGUCGACCUCCAUUCUAGGCAACACGAGCUGCUACGAGUGUCUUCAAGAAGCCAAGGUGGACUCGUUGAGUGCUCUGCCUCGCAAGACACUGGACUCCAUCGCCGACUUUGUCAAGGUGCUCAAGAAGGCCAAGAAGGUCGUCGUCAUUGCUGGAGCAGGUAUCAGUGUGUCCUGUGGUAUUCCAGACUUCCGCUCCAAGGACGGAAUCUACGCCAUGGCACGCAACAUGGACGUUGUCUUACCGGAACCAGAGUGUCUGUUCCAGAUCGACUACUUCCGAGACGACCCGGCCCCAUUCUUUGAGGUGGUGCGCAAUGCCUUCGCCAAUUCGCCCAAGCCGUCGCCGACGCACUGGUUCUUGAAAUUAUUGCAGGACAAGAAGAAAUUGCUGCGUGUCUACACGCAAAAUAUUGACGGACUGGAGGAAGCUGCAGGUGUGACGCGGUGCAUUCCGUGUCACGGAAGUUUUGCCUAUUCGGCCUGUAUGCGCUGCAAGAAACGCGUGCCGACGAGCACGUUGAUGCCAGUUAUUCAAGCAGGAAUUAUCCCGUCGUGUUCAGAGCCAAACUGCCGCGGUGUGUUGAAGCCAGAGAUCACAUUUUUUGGCGAGAUUCUGGACGAUAAAGUGAGUACGAUGAUCACAAAGGACCGUCUACAGGCAGAUCUGCUUCUCGUUAUGGGCACGUCGCUUAAAGUUGCGCCUGUCAUGGAGAUUCCAGGCUAUUUGCCAUCGCACAUUCCGCAGGUUGUGAUCAACAAGACGGCGUUGAAGAAAAAGAAAUUAAAAUCGAAGAAACUCUCGACGGGUGGAACAAUGAGCCGAGUCAGUGGUAAACGAGGUGGGAAGAAGGACGAAGACGAGGAAGAGGAGUUCGAUAUGUCGCUCUUGGGCGACUGUGACGACAUUAUCCGCUACAUUUGUGCCCAAGCUGGCUGGGAUCUGGACCCGAACGCGAUUGAAGCAGCUAAGAACAAGCCACUCAUGCACAGCAGCCAGGUAAUAUCGCAUCAGGAUUCAACUGGCAAGCAAAUCUACUGCUUUGGAGAGUGCCAGUGCAAGAACAAAUUGGCUGCUGGUAUGAACGACGACGAUGACGAGGAAGAGGAGCAGAAGCAGCAGGAGGAAGAGAUUGAGGAGGAUAUCGUGUGUAAUCGUUGCGAACGCCAGAUUGAUACAGAAGCACAGCCUGGAUCCGGAUGCAAGACUGUCCAUUACCGUUGCGAGUACGUCUUUUUUGAAUUUGUUAGUAUUGUCCAGCGCAGAUGAAUCUGAUUAGUGUUGUCUGUUCUGAUAUACAGCGACUGCUUUGACUACGAUCUAUGUGGAGAUUGCUAUCCCAAGAGGAGAUACAAGCACAAGGGCGGCAGACAUCGUUUCACGCAGUGCUUAUAGAGGGUCAGCAUUCUUCUCGAAGCGAGGAACGUCUACUGAUAAUAGAUAGUUUGAACGGCGUUCAUAAGAGCUAAUUAAUCAUGUUAAUGUCGUCGAUAUCGCCCUCAGUGACAGACUACUUUAGGGCAACGAUGAAACAAUGGCUUUCUAUCCGGUUUAUCAAAAGUCAUUGGUUAGAAGCCUUGUAUGCAUUGACUCGAGACGCCAG
Molecule: messenger RNA, 2060 nt
Organism: Phytophthora nicotianae INRA-310
Lineage: Eukaryota; Oomycota; Peronosporomycetes; Peronosporales; Peronosporaceae
Exons: 2
Coding region: 404-1726 (440 amino acids)
Molecular function (GO): NAD+ binding; zinc ion binding
Source: RefSeq, a predicted model, not a curated record